GUUCCACCAUACGGGCAGUGGCCGUACCAUUGGGAAGUCCGGACCCGUCAGAGCAAGUAGUACCAUACGCUGGGCCCCAAGUAAAUAUGCCGCCUCCAAGCUACCCCGUCGCUCAGGCCCAACCCGUGGCGCCGCCUCUGUCGCCCGCGCCUAACUCACAAGGUAGCGUGGCAAGUGGAGGUAAUCAAGGCCAGGGAAACCAAGGGAAUGGACGGAGAGGCGGUGGAAGAGGACGCGACAGAUAUGGUGGUGGUCGAGGAGGUCAAUGGGAUAACCAAGGUUACCAGGGCCAGAGAAACCAAGGUAACCAAGGUAACCAAGGGAACCAGGGGAGCGGAAGGACCCGUUUUGAUGCCAUAUGCCAACAUUGUGACAAGCAAGGUCACACCAGACGGUUCUGCAAUACAAAGUGGGAAGACGAAAGAGUGAGACUGAUUUACUCAAAUAUGGAUGAUGACAUAUAUGAUCAGUUCGGGGAGUACAUUGAUAGGAAGGUCCCUGGCAGAGUGAGAGCGGAGGCCCAAAGAAGAGUAGCCGCAUGGCAAGCGCCACCUGCCGCGUUCAGGUUGUGGCAGGAGAAAGAGGACCCACCAAUUAGAGUGGAAGAGGUGGGAAGUGAUGAGGAGGUGACCCAAAGGCUGCAGGCAGAGGAUAUAAAGGAAGAACCCAUAGUCGUUGAGUCAGAGGAAGAGAGUGAAGAGGAGAAAGUAGAACCCCCAUUAGUCUUGCUGAGGAAGACGGAGGACCUAUUGGACAAGGUGGGAAGAUACCAACAGAAGUUGGUGGACCUCUAUGAAGGAGUGAAGGAAUGGAGGGUCAGCAUCCCUAAGGUCUUCCUCUAUGAAUCCGGCCCAGAAUCCAUGCCAGGACAACUCGGGGUGACCACCGUGGGAUCAGGCCCGCGGUCAGGGAUGAUGACCAGACCCCCUACGCCGCAGGGAAGGCCGGCGCAGGCGGCUCGUAGUCGAGGUCAGGCUAAAGCCGGUGCAAGCCAAGAGCCUCCUCGAAAAGAACCUGAACCAGAGAAGGGAAAGGAAGCAGUAGAAGUGGAGGAUGAUGACGAGGAGAAAAAAAAUGAUAAAAGGUUGCGCCAAGAGGAAGAUCAGAGGGCGGAACAGAGGGCUAGAAAGAGAGAGGGCAGGGAAGAGCCAAUCCUGAGCGAUGUGCCGCUCAAGAAGAAGAAGUAUGCGGUUCGGUUGGAAGAAGGGUUCGAUGUGGAGAGGGUGAUUGAUAGAUUAUUGGAGGGUCACAACGACCUUAUGACCCUAAAGGAGAUUUUGGCGUCGGCACCUAAGCUUCGUGACGGGCUGAAAGGGAGAUUGUCGCGACGCUUGGUGCCCAGCGUCCAUCUAAGUAUGAUCCUGCUUAAGGAAGCUGAGUGGGCGGAAACGGGGACGAAGAUGAACUGGAAGUGCGUAGCUUGUGGCACAGUGGAUUUGGUGGUAAAAGGCUCCAUGUGCUCAACCAUGGUGGAUACGGGAGCUGAAAUGAACAUUAUCCGGGAGGCUGACGCGGUCAGUUUCGGGUUAGAGAUAGACCGCUCGGAUUGCAAUAUCCUAAAUGGCGCCAACUGCAAAGUAGUGUUUUGUGGGACAACCUCGAAUGUACUUAUCGAGGUUGGAAGAGUAAAGGCCAGGACAUGCUUCUUCGUUAUGCCGGACGUGAAUCACGGGAUUCUCUUGGGAAGGUCCUUAUGCAGGACAGAGACAUUGAUGUUCAACAAACACGAUGAGACUCUGAUCCUUAUUAUGUGUGACCUUGCCUGCGGAAAUUAUGAGAUGAUUACCUGCAGGAAUACAGCGCCUCGGAGCAUAAGAAACCAGCCCAAUCCGGGCUCAUUCACGAUUGAGGAGUCAGAACGCGAGCGCCGGAGACUCCUUGCGGAGCCAAAAGAGGAAGAAAGAAUCGAGGCAUUUUCCAUCAGUCCGUCGGACGUAAAUAAGGCCAUUGGCAUAGUGGUCACGCAUGAGAUGGCGGAUCCAGACGCCAUCCAGGCACUGAGAGAGCAAGUUCUGGAAUGCCCCCAGGCUGGGGAGUUGGAACUGGUGUAUGGACUUCCAGAAGGGAGGAGGAACCCGACAUCGAUGCAAGCACCAGAUGAUUUUUUUCCAUUUCUUAAGAUUCGGUUAACCAUCAUGUUGACUAAACGACUUCUGUAAAUGGAAUCAGGCUUAGGAGAUAAAUAGUAAUAGAUAAGAUAUUAUUUGUAUUUGAUAAAACACUCUUUUUAUUUUAUUCUUAUUUUAUUAUGAAUAAAUUAGAUACGGAGAAGGUUAGAUUAGCCGAAAAAUGGUGAUCGGUUCAAGGAUACAAGGUGAGAAGGAGUGGAGAAAACACUCUGAGCUAACAUCCUAGUACUAGGUGCUACGGCACUGAAGUAAUCCAUGCCAUGCUUCGAAGAAAAGCUCGAAAGACUAAUAAUAAGUGGGUGCMUGUACCUCAAACCGACACAGGUAGGUAGGUAGAGAAUACCUAGGGGCGCGAGACAACUCUCUCUAAGGAACUCGGCAAAAUAGCCCCGUAACUUCGGGAGAAGGGGUACCUCCUUAUACAGGAGGUAGAUUUUCUUCAAGGAUCUUUUGAAAAACACAAAAUCUAUGCUAAUAUUAUUAUAUGCAUAGAUGGAAUAAGCAAUAAUAAUACCAAUCAAUGCAAUUCCAAUUG
Molecule: messenger RNA, 2664 nt
Organism: Chara braunii
Lineage: Eukaryota; Viridiplantae; Streptophyta; Charophyceae; Charales; Characeae
Source: the annotation of a GenBank genome assembly